AUGGCGAAGGAGACGGAUCACCGUAUCAUGUGGGUGCUGCUGUUCAUCAAUGGUACAAUAAGCGUCCUCUUCCUGCUUGUCGCGGCGUACGCGAAUCACGGCCGGCUCACGCGGAGUGAUAGACGUCGAGCGGCUGUAGUGGAGGAGGACCGCCUCAGCGCUGGCGAGCGAACAGAGACUCACAGGGGAUACGCAAACAUAGCGUCGUACUCAAACAACACUCCUACAAACGACCCCGACAACCCCGCUGCGUUGUUGUACACGAAGAGAGGCCACCUGACCGUGAGCAACUUGGCCAGGUCUUUGGAUAGCGAUGACCUCCCACUGCUGGAUUUCUCUCAAAAACAGAGGUCCGCCGUCUCUCAGUUGCGGGUCUCAAGUUUGCCUCUCUCGCCAGCGUCUCUGUCGGGCGCAGGGAGUCAUGCAUAG
This is a messenger RNA of Trypanosoma rangeli, 429 nucleotides long. RefSeq lists its product as uncharacterized. The record is from RefSeq and is a predicted model, not a curated record. NCBI's taxonomy places the organism in Eukaryota, Euglenozoa, Kinetoplastea, Trypanosomatida, Trypanosomatidae. The transcript has a single exon. Bases 1 to 429 code for a protein of 142 amino acids.